This is a messenger RNA of Chara braunii, 1923 nucleotides long. Lineage: Eukaryota; Viridiplantae; Streptophyta; Charophyceae; Charales; Characeae. The record is from the annotation of a GenBank genome assembly.
CCCUUGACCUUGCCGUCUUUGCGCGCGCGCUAUGUGUAGGGAGUGAAGACACGUGGUAUUCAUCUUAACGACCACGUGAUCGCGUCAUCAAAUCGGGGUGAUGCCACGUGUUUUCUCCGGGGAGUGGAUGAGAUGAUGGAGUGCAAAGAAUCGUGGGGGGUCGUUGUCGGAGGAAAAGGAGUUUGCAGAGCGGAAGAGAAGAGAAGAGAUUAGAGAUUAGAGAUUGACAUGCGUCCAUACAUUGGGUAACCGCGAUGGGCUUUUGCAUUUUGCUCAAUGGAUCGGGCUGAUGGCAUAGACGUCGUCCAUGUUUUGUCAUAAGCUCGCAUAGAUCAGCAAAGGAUAUCUACAUAUACAUCUGUCUAUGUAUCUAUAUGCAUAUGUAUCCGAGACCAUCGGGAUCGCUACUGGUUGGUAUCGGCAACCGCUGGUUCGUUUAGGUUAGCGAUGGCGGCAGCAGCAGCAGGGAAGUACGAAGAAUGCAGUGGUGCCCGUCCUCUCGGGAAGAAGAAAACCUCUGUAGCGAUGGAGGAUCAAAUGCUCGGAGACGAGGAGGAACACGAAGCAACCGUGCGGCCAUUGGUGGCAAGAACAGGCGUAGCGACUGAAGAAGAGGAGGAGAGAGAAGAAGAAGAAGAAGAAGAAGAAGAAGAAGAAGAAGAAGGCAUCAGGGAGAAGACAGGCAUGAAGGCGGGAUUUAGGAGUCUGAAGAAGGAUGUGCAUUGUUGUAGUAAGGAAGAGAAGGAGACGAAAGAAGAAGAAGAAGAAGAAGAAGAAGAAGAAGAAGAAGAAGAAGAAGAUAGGAGGGAGAAGAUAGACACGAAGGGGGAUUCUAAAAGUAUGAAGAAGGAUGCGCAGGGAUGUAAUAAAGAGGGAGAUGGCAGACGUGAUGAUGCCAUUGCCAUGACAAGGGAUGGUGAGGGUGAGAUCGGAGAAGAGAGGGGAAAGAAGAAGAAGAAGGUAAGAGGAAAGGGGAAUGGGGAUGGACGGAGUGGGGAGGGAGGAGGAGAUGAUGCGAGGGGGGAACUGGACCUGGGCAACGAGGAAGAAAAGGAAAUGUCGAGGACAGUGAAGAAGAAGCAGAAGAAGCAGAAGGGUUUAACGAAAAAGAAGCUGGAAAAAAUGCAGAAGGAGUACAAGCGACGAGGGAUCGUUUAUCUUAGCAGGAUACCUCCCAAUCUCAAACCGUUGAAGUUGAGGCAGAUGCUUUCUCAGUAUGGAGAGGUUCUGCGAAUAUAUCUGGCUCCCGAGAAGGCUAUGGUCAGAAGGCAUCGCAAGCGCUCUGGAGGUGAUAGAGGGAAGCAUUACACUGAAGGGUGGGUGGAGUUUGCAAACAAGCGGGUGGCAAAGUCGGUCGCUGAAAUGUUAAAUGGAGAACCUAUGGGAGGCAAACGGCGGUCCGCAUUCCAUUUUGAUCUGUGGAAUAUUAAAUACCUCCACAGGUUUAAGUGGGACAACCUCACGGAAGAGAUCGCGUAUCGAAAUGCUGUGCGGGAACAAAGGUUGGCAGCUGAGAUCUCUGUUGCGAAGAAGGAACGGGACUUUUACCUUGCCCGUGUCGACCAGUCCAAGGGAAUCUCAGAAAUGGAGGCAAGAAGGAAGAAGAGGCAGGCGAGGUCAGAAGAGCACGGUGAUAGCCCUCAAGUUGCAGGGGCAUCAGAAGCAGGAAAGAGUCCAGCAGAGAAGAAGACUGAGGGCCCCGUGAAGGUGCUGCGUAAAUUCGCCCAGAAAAGGGGUUUGACUGAUUCUGUGGCAGAGGAGACCCCUAGGCUCCCCAUGGAUCUUUUAGAUGGAAUCUUUGGAGGAAGCCGCAGCAGCCCUGAUGGACCGGAAAAGAAACGGAUUAAGGAACACUGAUCGCUUGCUCGUUGGCCGGUAUGCAUUCUUUUUCCUCCUGGCGACACGCUAUGCUUCCAUCAUGUC